This is a messenger RNA of Suhomyces tanzawaensis NRRL Y-17324, 1722 nucleotides long. It is a transcript of the gene NPL4, whose product is annotated as Npl4p. The coding region runs from base 1 to 1722 and encodes 573 amino acids. NCBI's taxonomy places the organism in Eukaryota, Fungi, Ascomycota, Pichiomycetes, Serinales, Debaryomycetaceae. Gene Ontology annotation, molecular function: ubiquitin binding; ubiquitin protein ligase binding. The transcript has a single exon. Gene Ontology annotation, biological process: ubiquitin-dependent protein catabolic process. The record is from RefSeq and is a predicted model, not a curated record. Gene Ontology annotation, cellular component: nucleus.
AUGAUUAUUCUCAGGUUUAGGUCCAAGGACGGAAUGUUCCGGAUCAGUGCUGAUCCACAGGCAGAUUUCCUUCUCGUGUUGGAGGAGCUCUUCAACAAGCUCAAGAAUCAAGAUCCUCAGCUGACUUAUAUCAGCGAUAAGCCUGGACAAAAGGGCGAAUUGGCCAACAGCUUGUGUGGCAAGUCGGUAGAGCUGUUGGGAUUGAAGAAUGGUGACAUGUUGUAUGUGACUGGUGGAGCCUCUGCCUCUACAGCUGCUUCCGCUGGAGGUGUUAGUGUCAGUGGAAACACCGUCAGUGGCACUGUUAGCAUCGCCAACACGGUUGACAUCAAGAAGCCAGAUGAGCUUAAGCCUUCUGCAGGGUCUGAAGUAGAUGCUGCCUAUGAGAAGUCCGACGGACUCAUCAAACGUCCACGAUCCACAUAUUGUCGUCAUGGUGAUAAGGGUAUGUGCGAGUACUGCUCGCCUCUUCCUCCAUGGGACGCCAACUACAGAAAGGAAAACAGCAUCAAGCACAUGUCUUUUCAUGCACAUCUCAAGGAGUUGAACGACGCCAAAAAUAACCGUAAUAAUGCCUCCUCAUACAUUCAUCCGUUGGACGAGGCGAACUACAAAAUCGACUUGACUUGCACAAAUGGCCACAAGGCGUACCCCCGCGGUAUAUGCUCCAAGUGUCAGCCAUCUCCUAUCACGCUUCAGCUCCAGAAGUUUAGAAUGGUGGACCAUGUGGAGUAUUCCGAUUUCCAUAUAUUGAACAAGUUCAUUGAUUCUUGGAGACAAACAGGGGUCCAGAGGUAUGGAGUGUUGUACGGACGGUACGAAGCCUUUGACAAGGUGCCAUUGGGAAUUAAGGCAGUGGUGGAGGCCAUCUACGAGCCCCCACAGGCGGGUGAAGCCGAUGGUAUUACCCUUUUGCCUUGGGAAAAUCAGGAACAAAUAGACUCAGUGGCCCAGCUGUUAGGAAUGUAUCAGGUGGGUGUUGUAUUCACCGAUUUGACGGACUCCGGAAAUAAUGAUGGAACCGUGUUGUGCAAGAGGCACAAGGACAGUUACUUUUUAACGAAUUUGGAGAUUCUUAUGGCUGCUAGAAACCAAGCUGCCCAUCCUCUGACCACCCGCCAUUCUUCAUCAGGAAAGUACUCCUCCAAGUUCGUUACUUCAGUCAUAAGUGGAGGCCUUAAGGGAGAAAUCGGGCCCAGAUCGUUUCAAGUUUCUGCCAGUGCCGAAGCUUUGGUGAAAGCAGAGAUAAUGAGUGCCUCAACACAGCCAUCGAAGUUGCUUGUCAACUCCAAUAACGAUACCAGAUACGUUCCCGAUAUAUCUUACCUGGAAAUCAACGAAUACGGGUUAGAAGUGAAAUCUAACGCCAAACCGGCAUUUCCUGUUGAUUUCUUGCUUGUAUCCUUGACUGACUCGUUCCCUCUCGAGCCCAAGCCAUUUUUCAACAGCUCGUCAUCGUUCCCGAUCGAAAAUAGAGACUUCAUGGGAGAAUUGCAGAACUUACCACAACUCUACCUGUACCUUAAUGGAGGAGCAGGAAACGGAGAGAAUUUGUGCGAUUUACACUUCUUGGGGUUUGUGGCCAAGACAGGAAUUUUGGGCCCAGACGAGUUGCAAUCUAUGCUUCGGUACGUCAAGGACAGGGAUGAAGGUGAUUACUUGCAAUUGGUGGAGAGUCCUGGUUGGAUGACAUUGCUUACCAUUGCGGAACAGAGUAGCUAG